UAAAACGACUAAACAAGAUGGCAGCCUCCUGAACUGUAGCUGGGCCAGGUCGUAUGUUACGGAAUUGCAUUUGUUAGUUACAUAUCCUGGCCGAAUGUCAAAUUAAUAGGAAUAAUGACUCGGUAGAUGCUAGAGUAUACGCUGCACGUCUCUUUACGAAUGGAAAUUUACAUUAUUUAACAUGACAUUGUGGGAUGACAACUUUCUACUCUAGCUAACAUUAGCUAGAAGCUUGCUUGCUGAUUCUGACAUGUCAACAGUAAUUACUGUACUGUCAAUAUGAAAGGGAGAACGGUAUUUAGCUAACAUAUCGAAACAAUUGUUUUGCAAUGUCAUGUAUUUGCAACUUUAGAUGUAUCUCAUCAUUUAUGCCAUAAACAGAUAUAUUGACGAUCGUCCAUUAGCCAGAACCUAACUCUUCUCACUAAGAUAAAACUGAUCUGAUCUUAACAUAAGUCCACAAUGAUCAACAGGCAGUCAAUGGCAGGUUUUUUUCGACUCGCGUGCAAUGGGUUGAGUCAACAUGGAAAGAGGAAUAUUAGCCUUUUCUCCAACACAUUGCCUUCGAAUUGGAAUAAAGUGGUUUCGGACGCAGAAAAAAUCGUGGGCUAUCCGACUUCAUUCAUGAGUCUCCGCUGCUUGCUGAGUGAUGAACUGAGCAAUGUAGCAAUGCACGUGAGAAAACUGGUUGGAACAAAACACCCAUUGCUCAAUACUGCAAGGGGCUUUGUAUAUGACAGCAGAAACAACCUUCAGAUGAGAGGGCUGGUCGUCCUACUCCUAUCCAAAGCCGCAGGCCCGUGUCACCAGUCCUCUGAUCUUUUGGCCCAGGACAUGGUCAGUGGGAUCUACCCCAGCCAGAGGAACUUAGCUGAAAUCACAGAACUCAUCCACACCGCUUUCCUGGUGCAUCGUGGGAUUGUUGACCUCAAAGAGUGGACCAAUUCAGAUGGCCCUCUGAAGGACAUGCAGUUUGGAAACAAGAUGGCAGUGUUGAGUGGAGAUUUCUUGCUAGCUAACGCUUGCACUGGACUGGCCCAACUAAACAAUACAAAGGUAGUGGAGCUGAUCUCCAGUGCCAUUGGAGACUUGGUGCAGGGUAUCUACUACGAGAACUCCAACGGUUUAGAGGAAAAUGGUCUUACAGAAGACAUCACUAUGGCAACCUGGGAGGAACAAGCUUUCCUUUCCCAUGGUGCCUUGCUGGCAAAGAGCUGCCAGGCAGCCAUGGAGCUGGCCAAACACAAUAAGGAGGCUCAGGGACUUGCCUUUAAAUACGGCAAACACUUAUCGCUGGGCCACAAGUUGAACUCUGACCUGCUGCCGUUCCUGAAGAGCAGUGCAGGCGACUCCGUGGCCUUCAGUUUGACCUCUGCCCCCGUGAUGUUCCACCGGCAGAUAGUAGGACAGGAGGAAUGGCGUAAUCAGUUGCACCAGGCAAGAACUAUUGGAAGACGAGUGGAUUAUACAAAGCUGUGGGCUACAAUCAAGUCAGAGAAAGGUGUGAGUUCGGCGGAGGACCUGUGUCAUUACCAUGGUGACAAGGCUAUGGAGGCCAUCCAGGCUUUCCCAUCCUCAGAGGCUCGCUCUGCCUUGGAGAAGAUUGCUUGUGCCGUCACCAAAUUCUGAACUUAUUUUUGAAGACUCUACUUAUUGCUUCAUUGUGCCGCCUUGUUGGACAGCAAACUAAAACCAGGAGGGGAGAGGUCACAUAGCUUCCCUUGGCCCUGCCAUGGGCACACUCCAAGCUUCUCCAGCAGUAAUUAUUAAUGAAGGCCCCGUUCCCGCGACCUGAGCAAAUGGACAGGAAAUGCAGCGGUAUUGAUUGGGACGCUGCACAGGCUGGCGCCAGGGUGCUGGCCUGUGGUUACCCAGGCGCUCUCCACGGGGGACAGCCAAGGUGUGAACCUGGGUGGAGGCGGGGACGUCACCGCCAACCACCAACCAUAGUAGGGUCUGUCUGUCACUCGCAGCCCCGCCUGAAGGGCAUGGGGUGGGAUGGAGAGGAGAGUCAGUGGGAAAGACAAGAAUUUCAGGGAAAGGGUGUGUAAGGGUUUUGUAACUGCAUUUUCAGUUCACAUUUCUGUCUCAGUCUGUGUUGUAGUCCACUCCACCUCGUGUUCCUGGCUGGCUGCUUCUGCAGCAGGUACAUAAUAUAGCCGGGCAAGCCUCUGGCCAUUGAUUAAAUAUUUAUUGUUGCCUUGAGCGGACAAGAAGAAAGUUAAAGGGACCAAACUUAAAGAAGAAAACAGGAGAGGCUUUGGGUCUUAAUACAUGAACUAAAGUUUUAUUUUUAAAUAAAGUAUAUAUUAAGGUACCAACAGGUGUUAGGAUGCUUUAUACAGUGGAAGGAGUUAUGUGGAUGCAGGUGUUAUAGUGUUGCAUGGCUAAACAGUUAAUGUUGAGUGAAUAAAUUAUUUUCAAGGUGUGCAGGGUGGCCAAUUGUACAGUAGUCAAUUUAGGUGGUUUAAAGUGCCCUGUGUUUUAUUUAAGUACAUAGAUACUUAAAUAUAGGUACAUGGAGAAAAAUGUGAGACUUGUAUAACAGUUUUCCACAUAUGUAAUUGUUGUGUCAUUUACAUAUUUCCUCUACCACAAAAUGGCUUACUAACACAGUGGAGAUAAGACCCUCCAGGCUAGUGAAGGAGAGGAAGUAUACAUUGUAAACGCCUCUGCAGCCAACAAGAGCCACAGCACAGCAUCAUGUUAUCAUACAGCUGAAACAAAACACCGUCUGUCUUGUUCAUGGCCAGGAUUUUGUGGUUUGACAUUCUUCACGUCCUGAGUGCUAGGUUGGCAUGAGAUCUGCAUGUACAUAAAUAUCAUUGAGGUGGUAACAGCAGACCAACCCCCAUAGACACACACACAGUCCUGUGUGGUGUAAUUCCAGCUGGUAUGCUGUGGAGAGAGCAAACGCAGCACAAUAGAUUGUGUUACAGUGUGACUCACUGUCUAGCAUGGACACUUGAUGAUGUUUUUGAAAACUGAAAUGCAAAAUUGCCCACCAUGUAGAAUUAUAUCACUUUCACCGCUGACAAAUCUGUGAAUUGCUCUUUUUCUCUGCUUCAUAACGUCACAUACUAUUUUUACAAAGAAAAGUUUAGUUGUGAAUUCCCAUUCAUGAAUGUAAAGCUAAGCCACGGACGGGUACAACCAAACAAGGAAAAAAGACGAGUGAGAAUGUGAUUCUAACUUGAUGUGAGGCGCAAGAUCACAAUAAAGAUUCGUUGGAAAUCGUGUUAAACUGCUGAAGACCUUUGCAAAUAAUCUUUUUGUGGAACAAUUAGCGGAUGUGUAAAAGGAAAUCGACAAUUUUGUUAAAUUAUGUUACACUCUCAAUUAGUCUCGUUAUAAAUGACCUAUCGGUGAACACCUGUUAAUGGCAUCACAUUGCUGACGGUGAUGGAUGAAAUGAUUCACUCCAAUAGGAACAAAAUGCUCUUUCUCUCU
Messenger RNA from Hypomesus transpacificus, 3450 nucleotides. It is a transcript of the gene pdss2, whose product is annotated as prenyl (decaprenyl) diphosphate synthase, subunit 2. Gene Ontology annotation, cellular component: mitochondrion; transferase complex. The transcript has 9 exons. Gene Ontology annotation, molecular function: prenyltransferase activity. Lineage: Eukaryota; Metazoa; Chordata; Actinopteri; Osmeriformes; Osmeridae. Gene Ontology annotation, biological process: ubiquinone biosynthetic process; isoprenoid biosynthetic process. The coding region runs from base 463 to 1629 and encodes 388 amino acids. The record is from RefSeq and is a predicted model, not a curated record.